AUGGGCUCCUUCGCUACUGCCGGCACCAAGCGCCGUCAUGAAGAUGAAGAUGAGGCGGACAACGAGGGCAACCGGGCCCAGCAGGGGCGAAGGAAGCUCGCGAAGACGAGACCGCCCACUGCGGCGACUGCGGAUUUCCUACCGAUGCCUCCGGCACGAGAGUCUACCGGCCUGGUAAGCAAGCGGAAACGGAGUCGCGGUAACGAGGAUGAUGAGACGGAGGAGGAGGCUGAGAGCCAUAGAGGCCGGAGGAAGAUGGCGAAGAUGAGGCAGCCGACUGCAGCGGUUGCAUCAUUCUUUCCGAUGCCCUCGGCACAGGAGCCUGCUGGCCCAGUGGCCAAGCGGAAGCGCAGCCAGGGUGAAGACCAUGAAGAGACUGAGGAGGAGGUUGAUGGCGGCAGGGGCCGUAAGAAGAUCGCGAGGACGCGGGCCCGUCGCACUGAGGGCGGCAAGGAAUAG
This is a messenger RNA of Coniosporium apollinis CBS 100218, 459 nucleotides long. RefSeq lists its product as uncharacterized. The record is from RefSeq and is a predicted model, not a curated record. The transcript has a single exon. The coding region runs from base 1 to 459 and encodes 152 amino acids. Lineage: Eukaryota; Fungi; Ascomycota; Dothideomycetes.